AUGCGUCUUCUUAUCAUACUCUGCAUUCUGGUCAGUUGUGGCCUUGCCAAACCAUUCGACUCUAAAGAAGACGCGCUUAACGAAAUCAAAAACUCCUACACCCAUAGUUCUUUCGAAAGUGGUGCUGAGGAGGAUAGCACCGAGAACGAUGAGAAUUUUGGAUACAUAUAUGAUGAUAACGAAAGUGUUGAGGAUUCACCGAUUGCCGUCAUUCCACCUCUGGUUAGCUACAUUCCUGCGCGUGGAGAAAUGAUUUGCUCGAACAAUUACGAUGAAGUCAAAGUUAAUUACAUGACGGUAUACAGUGAAGAUGAACGCAUUGGACACUUCCAUUUUAUUGAUACCUUGAAGUUUCUACAAUUCGAGCCUGACAUUCUUGGAAUAUCAGAAAGCUCAAAUCUGACUGUUGAAAUACAUCACACCGGAUGCGAGCCUAGGGAGGUUGAAUGCUGGUAUAACUCCAACUAUACGUUCAGCUCGGAUGUCAUCAAGAACGACGUGAUGGAAGUCGGAACAAUCGAUCUCGCAAAACUUGAAAAAGUCGGAGUUUGCGAAGAUGACGAAAGCGAUAUGGGAGGCUUUGAAAUCGUUAUGGCCAUUGGAAAUGCUGUUCACAGUGUGAUUACUUUUCCAGCCACCCUCGUCAAAAUGUUAUUUUCUUAA
Messenger RNA from Caenorhabditis bovis, 663 nucleotides. Lineage: Eukaryota; Metazoa; Nematoda; Chromadorea; Rhabditida; Rhabditidae. The record is from the annotation of a GenBank genome assembly.